GUCUUUAUUUGUUUAUCACAUUUCCAUCCCAUUUUUUCUCCCACACGACCCGAACUCCCCCUAUAUAUAAUACAUCUCCUCGGUUCUCUCCACACUCAAAACACGAGCAACUCAUUUCAUCAACCUUUCUUCUCUCCCCACAAAUAAGAAAAACUUUAAGCUCUUAAUAUUAAAUUUUAUAUAUACCCCAAAGAAGGAUAUGGCAAAAGAUGUGGGAAUGAUGGAGGCGGGAAGAGCGCUGAGCAGCAACAAAGACUACCAGGAUCCACCCCCAACACCAUUCAUUGAUAUGGAAGAGCUCAGCAGCUGGUCUUUCUAUAGAGCCAUCAUCGCGGAGUUCACCGCCACUUUUCUCUUCCUUUAUGUUCUCGCUCUCACCAUCAUUGGCUACCAAUCCCAGACUCAUCCUUCCCCUGGAAAGGUAGAUUCCUGCGCCGGCGUCGGCCUUCUCGGCAUUUCUUGGGCUGCCGGGGGCACCAUCUUUGUCCUUGUCUACUGCACCGCCGGGAUUUCAGGUGGUCACAUAAAUCCGGCGGUGACGUUUGGGCUAUUUUUGGCGCGGAAGGUGUCACUGGUGCGGGCGUUGAUGUACAUGGUGGCUCAGUGUUUGGGAGCCAUAUGUGGGGUUGGGCUGGUUCAGAGCCUACAAAAGUCCCAUUUCAACACCUUUGGUGGUUCAGCCAACGGGGUUCAACCCGGGUUCAGCCACGGCGUCGGUUUGACCGCGGAGAUUAUGGGAACAUUCGUCCUUGUCUACACCGUUUUCUCCGCCACCGAUCCCAAGAGGAAUGCUAGAGAUUCCCAUAUUCCUGUGUUGGCGCCUCUUCCAAUUGGUUUUGCAGUAUUCAUGGUUCAUUUGGGCACCAUCCCCAUCACCGGCACCGGUAUUAAUCCGGCUAGGAGUCUUGGAUCAGCUGUUGUCUUCAACAAUGCUAAGGCUUGGAAUGACUUGUGGAUCUUUUGGGUGGGACCAUUCAUUGGGGCAGCACUGGCAGCACUGUACCAUGAGUUUGUAUUAAGGGCCGGUGCAGUUAAAGCCAUAAGUUCAUUCAGAAGCAUCUAAUUAUUAAAGACAAAGUUCCAGAUGUGAACUAAUCAAAACAACCGCUGGGCCAUUUGUAUUGUAUCUUUUGCUGGGAGGAUGGGAUCAAGAAUUAAUCAAAUUUUCUAUAUAUAGAUAUAUUCCUAUUAUAUAUAUGUAAUAUUUCCAUUCCCUGUAUAAUGUGUAUUUUGUGUGUAAGAGGUAUCUCACUUUGUGGGAGACAAUAUCCACUUCUAACAUAUUGAAAAUGCCUGAAUUGCUAAAAACAAAAAAAUUUGUAGAAAAUUCUUAGAAAAGGGCCAAAG
Oldenlandia corymbosa var. corymbosa is the source of this 1347-nucleotide messenger RNA. The record is from the annotation of a GenBank genome assembly. NCBI's taxonomy places the organism in Eukaryota, Viridiplantae, Streptophyta, Magnoliopsida, Gentianales, Rubiaceae.